Messenger RNA from Rhinocladiella mackenziei CBS 650.93, 390 nucleotides. RefSeq lists its product as uncharacterized. NCBI's taxonomy places the organism in Eukaryota, Fungi, Ascomycota, Eurotiomycetes, Chaetothyriales, Herpotrichiellaceae. Gene Ontology annotation, biological process: mitochondrial respiratory chain complex IV assembly. The transcript is spliced from 2 exons. The record is from RefSeq and is a predicted model, not a curated record. Bases 1 to 390 code for a protein of 129 amino acids. Gene Ontology annotation, cellular component: respiratory chain complex IV; mitochondrial intermembrane space; mitochondrion.
AUGGGCUGGGGGCUUCCAACCUGGCUCGGUGGCAGUCCUCCUGCCUCAAGACCAGAGACAGUCCGACCUCGUUCCAAAGAUGGGGGGUUCAUCGCUCCCGAUCGCAAUGCUAGAGAACUCUGCUACGAGUCCCGAGAUAUCUUCUUUGAGUGCCUGGACAAGAAUAACAUUUUGGACGCCAUAAAAGAGGACGAAAAGGCCAGGAAGGUGUGUCCGAAGGAAAUAUCGGAAUUUGAGCGGGACUGUGCAAAGACCUGGAUUAAAUAUUUCAAAGAGAAGAGAGUGAUGGAAUAUAAACGGGAUCAAACAUUAGCUAAAAUCCAGGAAGACGAUGCGAAAAUGGUUGCGAAGGCGAAAGCCGAGAGAAAGAAAGGUUCAUGGUUUGGAUGA